AUGAGUGACGAAGCCAGCAAACGUGUAUAUCCCGCUGCCCCUUUGGAAGAAACCAGCAAACGUGUAUAUCCCGCUGCCCCUUUGGAAGAAAGUGUUGCAGCCACACAGCAGCAACCACUUAUAGCACCAAAAGUUACAGCACCACCACAACCACCCACCUAUGAACAAGCUAUUGGAGGGACCACACCCGCUGCAGCCACUGGACCUAAUGUUGUAGUAGUUACUGAACCUGUGUCACCCUAUGGACCACAUCCCAUAGAUGUCCUAUGUCCUUACUGCCACAAUUACAGCAGGACCCGUUUGCGCUUCAAACCCACUUCACGUACACAUUUGAUCGCUUUAUUGUUGUGUUUGUUUCAAUUAUAUUGCUGUAUUUGCUUGCCCUACUGCAUUGGAAGUUGCAUGAAUACGAAUCAUUAUUGUGGCAUGUGCGAUAAAUAUUUAGGCACUUAUAUACGUUAGAAUUAAGUUUAAAACAGAUACACUGAAAUACUUCACAAUAAAUAAACUUUUGUAUUACUUAUAUUACAAACAUUAAUUAAAAUAGAAUUAAAUUUUAAAAUACUUACAAUCAAUU
Molecule: messenger RNA, 577 nt
Organism: Lucilia cuprina (Australian sheep blowfly)
Lineage: Eukaryota; Metazoa; Arthropoda; Insecta; Diptera; Calliphoridae
Product: lipopolysaccharide-induced tumor necrosis factor-alpha factor homolog
Exons: 4
Coding region: 1-462 (153 amino acids)
Molecular function (GO): zinc ion binding
Source: RefSeq, a predicted model, not a curated record